Messenger RNA from Xyrauchen texanus (razorback sucker), 2602 nucleotides. It is a transcript of the gene plekha3, whose product is annotated as pleckstrin homology domain containing, family A (phosphoinositide binding specific) member 3. Gene Ontology annotation, biological process: endosome organization; receptor recycling; retrograde transport, endosome to Golgi. Gene Ontology annotation, cellular component: trans-Golgi network; recycling endosome; early endosome. The record is from RefSeq and is a predicted model, not a curated record. The coding region runs from base 308 to 1204 and encodes 298 amino acids. Lineage: Eukaryota; Metazoa; Chordata; Actinopteri; Cypriniformes; Catostomidae. The transcript is spliced from 8 exons.
CCUCUUCCUUUUCGGUCUGUAAACAGAGUUAUCUCAUCUCUCAACUGCCUCCGUCUCGCUUUAGAAGAAUUUCCCCAGAAUGUGCGUCGACCCUUAUUGACAGAAAUGAGCGUAAAACAAACAAUUUCUAUCGUUUCCUCUCGAUUCGGCCCUUUAUUUGACAUGAUGAUGAUGAGUAAGUGGAGAUCUUUGAGUUAGCCUGGAGGCUAGCAUGCUAAUUAGCCUGUAAAGGGGGCAAACAAGCAGCUGCCUGCAGCAAACUCCGCUGCUUUAAAGUGUUCUCACGGGGUUUUCUGCGUGAACAAGAAUGGAAGGAGUGCUUUACAAAUGGACAAACUAUAUGACAGGAUGGCAGCCAAGGUGGUUUGUGUUGGACAACGGCAUUAUUUCAUACUUUGAUUCUCAAGAUGACGUAUGCAAAGGCAGCAAAGGCAGUAUUAAGAUGUCAGUAUGUGAAAUUAAAGUUCAUCCGACUGACAUCACGCGACUGGAGCUGAUCAUACCAGGCGAGCAGCAUUUUUAUGUGAAGGCUGUAAAUGCGGCGGAGAGACAGAAGUGGCUGGUGGCUCUUGGGAGCUCGAAAGCUGGACUCAUUGACACUAGAACCAAAAAAGAGAGGGAAUUAACAGAAACCACAGAGUCACUGAAAACCAAGAUGUCUGAGCUGCGUUUGUACUGUGACUUACUGAUGCAGCAGGUGCACACUAUUCAGGAGUCAGUGCAACAGGAAGAGGAGAGUACGGUGGCCAGCACUGAGAAGAGGAACGAGGCGUCCUCAUUACUGAGCGCCACCUGUGAAACCUUCAUCAAAACACUGGAAGAAUGUAUGAAAAUUGCCAAUUCCAAGUUCACGACUGACAUGUUGCAAUCCGGCCCCUCUGAUUCGAUCAUGUCCUCUGUGUCGCCCUCUCCCGUCCAGAUGUCCAGGAUGAAGCGCUCGAUCAGCCAUCCUGGCACAUACAAUUUUGAAAGGUCGAACUUACCAAAAGAGUGCGUGGCAUUGCAGAAGACAGCCCAAAGACGCACGCGGACAUGCUCCGAUACAGAGGCUCACAGUGACAGAGGGGCCGAAGAGAUGGAGCGCUUGAUGUUUCACAGAGCCAACAUCAAUGGUGACUCCACUCCAAGUAUCCCUGAGGAGGUUGGAAUGAGCACAAAGUUUCAGUCGGAAACUGACACUCCGGAAUCUGACCUUUCCCUCUGAUCCAUACACCAGAGCUUAUUAGAUGGGGGGAAAAAGGAUGGUGCGUACUGCUGUGCAGUUAAAGAUUGCAGCAUUAUAUAGUCCCAUUUUACAACGCGUUGUUGCAUUUCCUGAUGAAGAAUUUGGUUGCACUUUAUAAGAGAUGACAGAAAAACAUUAGUCGGAUUUGAAUGUUUAUACUCUUCCAGGUAUUUGAAAAUAUUUGUUAGCAUUGAUGCUACUAUGUUUUUUGUGAUAAUUAUUGCUGUGUAUCCCUUCAGUGAAGAGUUGAGAAUGUUUGUACUGGGUUUUUGACGUGUUGUGCAGUUGCCUUUGUUAAAUGGGAACCUUGAUAAAAAGGUUUUUGGUACUGUGCCAAGCGGUGGUGCGUGCGUGCUGACAUUAAUUUUGUUUUUUUUAUUCACUCGGCAUGCAAUGUUGUUCAUUAGUUUGAUGCAAAAUACAUUUAUUUAUUUUUGUAUGUUACUAGAGUCCCCCCACCACCCCCCUAAAGAACUGUUUUUGCCUUAAUUCUUCGCAUGGAGAAAUUUGAUCUAUUAGUUAUUGUGCUGUUUAGAAAAAAAAUAUUUAAAAAAACGUUAUAGCAAGAUAGAGAUACUUAUUUCUUUAUCUCAUAAAAUAAUAAUGCAAAAGAAACAUUUUCACAUAUACACUUUUCUUUUUUUAUUCAAGACAAAAACAGAUUGGUGUUGAUAAAUCACAUAAAAUAUUUUAAAUAAUUUCCAGGAAAAUAUUGAAUAAUAUGCUGAAAUGAAUGAAAUCAAUUAAAUAGUCAUGUAAAGGUCUACAAUUCAUAAACUUUUUUGUAGUUAUGCUCUGCUCUAAAGUAUUUAAUUGGCUAGAAAUGGCUCUUUCUGGGUGAAAUCUCUAUAAAUUGAUUUUUAAAAAUCUUUAUCCAGAAAUUCAAACAACUGACGUGACUUAAAAUGUGUGUAAUUAGUGCUUAUGUGUUACAUUUAGUGGGGUUCAAAAGUCCACAUUGAGCCACUUUGAUGAGCUGUGGUACAAAAUCGAAUAUAAAUCUGGAAAUCGACAACAUUUUAGGAUUUUAAAAUAAGAAAAUAAAUAAAUGUUGUGACGUAAAAUUAUUAUGAAAUUUUUUAAAUUCUGCACUAUUUAUAGGUGGCUAAUCAAAUAAGCAAAUUUGUGACAUGAACCAUAUUAGAGGUAGACCGAUAUAUCGGUAUAUUUUACAGAUUAAUUGUGCCAAUAGUUGCUUUUUUGAACUAUUAUCGGCAAAAUUCUACGGUGAUAGUCUUUCCAUCAUUUCAAAGUAAGAAUCCCUUGUGUGUUUCAGGCUUGUUUAUGCUGAAAAGUCCCACGUUAUGCACCAAAUCAUCAUUUUUUCUGGUUAUUAUUGGGAUUUUGGUUGAACAAUAAACUGCAUCUGGGAUUUUA